GAGAGCUGCGCGCUCCGGAUCCAGCCUUUCAGCUCGACGUCACGGUGCGCUAUAAGGAUAAAGCGCUGGCUGGCUCCAAGCGCAGUCUGCUGGAUACCACAGAGUGGGACAGAGUAAGAGAGGCGAGCCUUUAAAUCUCUGCGGUGCAGAGCUGGAGAAGCUGCUUCUCAGCGAAAAUCAGACGCCCUAUUUACUCCGCUUAUUUGCUCCUAUUAUUUUCCUGGAGAAAAAAAAGGACUUACAACCAAGAAGUCGCAACGAGGACUGGUGCCCGUUUCAGCGACCAGACGUGGUAUUUCCUUUAUUAUUAUUUAUCUUUUUUUUGUGUGUGUGAAUACACUUCUACUGAAGGGACUGAGGUUUUACUUUUGCACUGAGGCGCAUUGCUUUCUACCUCCGCUUGGUCUCUCUGCCAGAUUAUCCCAGCAGAAGUAGGCUAUAUGACGCAAACCGUGUGCAGAGCAUUAGUGUGAAAGUUUUCCUCCACUACUUUUUUUCAUUUUCCUUUUUUUCCACCGCCACACGGUGUUUCAUGCUACAGCAAGUCUGUGCACAGCGGUGGAGGAGCCAAAAGAACUAUUGCAUGAAACAAGAAAGGAGAGAAGACGCGCUGGUUAAUAAGUCAGUUUUUGCAACGCUCGCAAGUACCUUUGCAAAUCUGCAAAAGAGUCGCGACGGCAGCAUGAGUGCCGAGCUGAGCAUGGGCCCGGAGCUACCCAGCAGCCCUCUGGCUCUGGAAUAUGUCAACGAUUUUGACCUGAUGAAGUUUGACGUGAAGAAGGAAGGCCUGGCCGGACUGGAGCGCAACGGGGUCCGCCAGUGUAACCGUCUCCAGCCGCAGGGCUCCGUGUCGUCCACCCCCAUCAGUACACCCUGCAGCUCGGUGCCCUCCUCACCCAGCUUCAGCCCCACAGAGCAGAAAAGCCACCUAGAGGAGAUGUACUGGAUGCCGAACAGCGGGUACCACCAGCAGAUCGACCCGCAGACGCUAAGCCUGACCCCGGAGGACGCAGUGGAGGCCCUGAUCGGAGCCACAGCUCACGGCCACCCUCCGCCUCCGCACGUCCAACAGCAGCUGCAGCAGCAAGGCGCCUUCGAGGGCUACAGGGGCCCGCACCACCACCACAGCCACCACGGCCACGGCCAGCAGCACCAUCACCCGUACGCAGGGGGCAUCCCGCACCACGCCGACGAACUGUCCGGACACCCGGGCGGACACAGCCACCCACACAGCCAGCACCACCACCACCACAGCCAGGACCCCGACAGCCCGUCCCCGGUGUCGCCAGACUCCCACCAGUCGCUCCAUCACCACCGCCACCAUCACCACCACCAUCCGCACGGCCACCUGAGCCAGUCGGGGGGCCACCACGGCUCCGGGGGCGGGCUCAACGUGGAGGACCGCUUCUCCGACGAUCAGCUGGUGUCCAUGUCGGUGAGGGAGCUCAACAGACACCUACGGGGCUUCACCAAGGACGAGGUCAUCCGCCUCAAGCAGAAGCGGAGGACCCUGAAGAACCGGGGCUACGCGCAGUCCUGCAGGUUCAAGCGGGUGCAGCAGAAGCAUGUGCUGGAGAACGAGAAGACGCAGCUGAUUAACCAGGUGGAGCAGCUGAAGGCGGAGAUCAGCCGGCUGGCGAGGGAGCGGGACGCCUACAAACUCAAGUGUGAGAAACUGACGGGGUCAGGGCCCAAUAACGGCUUCCGCGAGGCUGGCUCCACCAGUGACAACCCUUCAUCUCCAGAGUUUUUCAUGUGAGUCUUCAUCGCCUUUUCUUGUGACCCCCCCUCACAACAAACCCCCACCUUUUCCUUUCUCCACAAAUGACUGACUGGCUGAUGAACAAAAACCUCCAUACUGUUUAUGAUUAUACUAAUAACGGUAACAAUUAUAUUCAUAUUAGAAGAAUAAUCCAUCAAAUAGUAUUCUCAUAUAUAAUCAUCUCUCCAUCCACGUGUCAACUGAGAUACAAAGAGCAACGUAGAGUGUCUGAUCAGUCGCAGCAUCUUUGUAGAUUAGUUGCUUGUAGUGAAGAGACUUUUUUUUCUUCUUCAAAGAAGAGGAUCGGCUGAUGAACUUUUUCUUUUCUUCCUUUGAGGCUUCAGCUUUGAAAUAAUCUGGCGUCGAGGCCGUUGUCUUGUAAUUCUGUUGACAUUGUUAUGAAACAACAACAACAAGCAGGCCUGGCCUCGUUGCAGCCUGCAACAAGACACAAAAGACUCACAUUCGACAAGUGGGCCCGUAAUCUGAGAAAUGUCCAAAAGCAAGACUCCACUUUAUGCAAAUUUAACUUCUGUCUACUAACCCGUCACGGGGGGGACAUUUUAUGCAACAUCUCAUUGAUUUAUUGCCUGCUUGGUUAUAUUCGAAUAUAUAUUGAAACAAAAAAUCUGCAUUAAAUAUUAAUCCUGCAUGCUGGACAUGUACGGUAAUAAUUUCUAUUUUGUACUUUCAUCUUCUCGUGUAUAUUAAGAGCAUGUUGUUGAUCUGCGCUUCUCCAUAGUUUUUGGGGGGUUAGAGAAGAACAGCAGGACUGCCGGUGCAGUAUCAUAUGGUGUGGGUUUCUUUGGGCUUGUAAAUAUUAUGCAACCGCAAAACUGCACAACAAGAUUGAGGAGGCUGGUUUUAACUUCUUUCUUUCUUUGUGUUGUGUUUUGAUUUCAUUUAUUUUGUAUGAUUUUUUUAAAAACAUGUUGGGGUAUUGAUUGAGAGAGGAGUGCAUUUUUUCUGUUGCAUUUAAAUACAACAAACUUUGUGUGUCAAGUGCACUUUUGGAUGAUGAUUUUGCAAGUUUUCAUUUUGAAGUUUGUGCACACCUCCCUCCAGGAAGACAUACUAUGAUACUAUAUUGUGAUAUUAUUAUGUGCAAAGUUUUAGAGUGAUAUUUGGGCACAUGGAGACAAACAUGUGGCCACAAUAUUAUUGGACCAGAUUGCACACAAUAGGCGCAUUAAGACGAGGUUACAAGUUUUCUAUAUGCUGUUGAGCACACACACACACACAUUGUGGGUUAAUGCUCUCUGUCCUUAUAAUCCAACGUGGCUUUUGUGCCACUAAUUCAGAAAAGUGCUGCCUUUCUAUUAACUCUUUAACAAACCGCAUCAAACUCAAACAAAAGCUCUCAUUCCGAUUGGCGGCCACCUGUAGCAUAUUGAUAUCAAUGAUUUAUAUUUUUAACAAUAUAAAGAAACAACAACUUGUCAGGGGUUUUAUGUAGAGUUAAUAUUUAAAUAGCGCGAGCAUUUUAAUACAAAGUUUGACUAUUAAUGUUCUAUGUUUUCCUGAUUUUUUUUCUGCCGGUCAGUAAAAAAGGGGAUUCAGGUUGUACAAAUUCUCAAAAUGAAAACAAUGUUUAUGUUAUGUAAUACGUAUUUUUGUCUGUUUUAUUAUUAUUUGAUGAUUCUGGUUCUGGUGGCCAGAUGCAUAGUCAAAGUUUUUAUUUUAAUGAUUUAAAUUAACAAACUGUCAGAUCAUAUCGAAUAAGCAUGGUGCUUGCAUUUGAAAACUAUUGUUGAAAAGUCAUGCAUUUAACAAUCUUUGGUUUGUUUCUGAUUCAACUGUGUUGAAAUCGAACUGAAACUGCAGCAGCGGGUUGUUGUUUGUUUUCACAUAUUCCAUGUACUUUGCGAUGAUGGGGAUCAAUUUUCAAUCCUGUUUAUAUAAAUAAUAGUUAAACACUUAAAUUUGAACUGUUCCAUUCAGGCUGGUUUCUGUUUUGUCUUAUUUUUGGUUGUUUUUGGAAGAAAUUGUUUCCUAUUUUGCUUAUUAAAGUCAUUGAAAUGGCAAUAA
Centropristis striata (black sea bass) is the source of this 3790-nucleotide messenger RNA. It is a transcript of the gene mafba, whose product is annotated as MAF bZIP transcription factor Ba. Gene Ontology annotation, molecular function: RNA polymerase II cis-regulatory region sequence-specific DNA binding; DNA-binding transcription factor activity, RNA polymerase II-specific. The record is from RefSeq and is a predicted model, not a curated record. Bases 533 to 1759 code for a protein of 408 amino acids. NCBI's taxonomy places the organism in Eukaryota, Metazoa, Chordata, Actinopteri, Perciformes, Serranidae. The transcript has a single exon. Gene Ontology annotation, biological process: regulation of transcription by RNA polymerase II. Gene Ontology annotation, cellular component: nucleus.